Molecule: messenger RNA, 684 nt
Organism: Mangifera indica (mango)
Lineage: Eukaryota; Viridiplantae; Streptophyta; Magnoliopsida; Sapindales; Anacardiaceae
Product: LOB domain-containing protein 2-like
Exons: 1
Coding region: 1-684 (227 amino acids)
Source: RefSeq, a predicted model, not a curated record
AUGCAAAGGAAUAACAGUAACUCCGGUGGUACAUCAAGUGUUCAUUCAGCAUGUGCUGCAUGCAAGCAUCAAAGGAAAAAAUGCAACGAAGAGUGCAAACUGGCAGCCUAUUUUCCGGCCGAUAGAAGCCGGGAAUUUCAGGCGGUUCACAAAGUUUUUGGAGUGAGCAACGUUACAAAGAUUGUGCAUAGUGUUGAUGAAGAAGAGAGACCAAAAGUUGUAGAUUCACUAAUCUGGGAAGCCCUUUGGAGGCAAAAGAAUCCAGUUUUAGGCCCCUAUGGGGAGUAUAAAAGACUUUGCGAAGAGCUUAAAUUAUACAAAAGCCAAGCCAUGAUGCAAAACCAGAACCAAAAUCAUCAAAUAGUGGCUGGCCAAGGGGGAAUCCUUUUCCAAACCCCUUUAACUGGAUGGAAUAAUGGAACAGAUAAUGGAAUGAAUAUUGGAGAACUAGUGGUUAACAAUAACACAGGGAGUUAUAUUAAUCAGGAUAUUGGAAAUUCCAUGAUUGAAUUGGAGACUAGCUAUGGUUAUCCUCCUCAAAUUGUGCAAAAUCCAUCGAAAUUAAAGCAAGAAAGAGAAGUGGGUGGUGUUGUCAAUAUUCCCCUACAACAGCAGCCACAACAACACUCUAUAACUAGAGGGUUUAAUCAGCAGCAAUACUACAUUUCAGGUCAUUUUUUAUAA